Messenger RNA from Rhineura floridana, 795 nucleotides. RefSeq names its product Zic family member 5 (gene ZIC5). Gene Ontology annotation, biological process: regulation of transcription by RNA polymerase II; central nervous system development. Gene Ontology annotation, molecular function: DNA-binding transcription factor activity, RNA polymerase II-specific; RNA polymerase II cis-regulatory region sequence-specific DNA binding. Gene Ontology annotation, cellular component: nucleus. NCBI's taxonomy places the organism in Eukaryota, Metazoa, Chordata, Lepidosauria, Squamata, Rhineuridae. The record is from RefSeq and is a predicted model, not a curated record. The transcript has 2 exons. Bases 19 to 795 code for a protein of 258 amino acids.
GCCGCUUUCCUACGCUACAUGCGGCAGCCGAUCAAGCAGGAGUUGAUCUGCAAGUGGAUCGAGGCUGAAGCGGGCGCGCCGCCCUGCGCCAAAACCUACAGCACCAUGCACGAGCUGGUCAACCACGUCACGGUGGAGCACGUCGGGGGGCCCGAGCAGAGCAGCCACGUGUGCUUCUGGGAGGAGUGUCCCCGCCAAGGGAAGCCCUUCAAGGCCAAGUACAAGCUCAUCAACCACAUCCGAGUGCACACGGGAGAGAAGCCUUUCCCUUGCCCCUUCCCGGGAUGCGGCAAAGUCUUCGCCCGGUCCGAGAACCUCAAGAUCCACAAGAGGACUCACACAGGAGAGAAGCCUUUUAAAUGCGAGUUUGAUGGCUGUGACAGGAAGUUUGCCAAUAGCAGUGACAGAAAGAAACACUCUCAUGUCCACACCAGUGACAAGCCAUAUUUCUGCAAAGUCAGAGGCUGUGACAAGUCUUACACACAUCCGAGUUCCUUGCGCAAGCACAUGAAGAUCCAUUGCAAAUCUCCACCUCCUUCUCCUACCCCAGGAUCUCAAGGCUACCAACCCACAGGGACACCACUGGGUGCUCCUCUAUCCCCUCUCCAGGACUCUGGCAGGGUCCGCCCUGUCAACCUUUCUCCUCAGGUCACCAAUCUCAAUGAAUGGUAUGUGUGCCAGGCCAGUGGGGCACCCAACCACCUCCAUACACCAUCUAGUAAUGCCACAUCUUCGGAGGAGGAAGAGGAGGAGGAAGAGAUUUAUAGGAACUCUGAGACAAGAACUAUUCAUUAG